AUGGAGGUGUCGGACGCGAUCGCCGGCCUCUUCCUACUGCUGUUCGGCAUCAUCGGCUGCGCGCUCUACUCGCUGAUCGUGUGCUCGAUGUGGCGAAUGUCGACGGAGAUCGUCGGCUUCCGAUUCCUCAUUAGUCAGGCGAUCACCGACGUUCUUCUAAUGAUACAGUUCGGCGUGUGGCCGGGCGUCGUCAUCCUCAUCCAGCACGAGAUCAUCGAUCCGUCUUGGCGAUGGACGGUGCACAUCUAUCUCGACUUCACCUGGUGGGCCAUGGUCUACCAUUAUACGGUGAUCGCGUGGUCGCGUUGGGCCGCCGUCCAAUGGCCCAAUUGGUUUCGGACGCUUCCGCACGGCACCUGUGUGCUCAUCUGCGCGCUUCCCUGGUUCGUCGGACUGCUUCAAUCGUUGGUCGAGCAUCAGUUCGACUGGUUCGAGCCGCUCUAUUAUAGUCCGUCGCGGUACGGAAUGGACUCGAAUUGGGUGCGCUAUGAGGAGAGCGGCACCAACACCUAUUAUAUGGUGUGCAAUGUGAUACUCAUGGUGUUGCCGUUUCCGUUGUAUGCCGCCGCGUUGGCGGUGCUGUUCAAACGCCAGACGAAUCGCAAUAUUCAAUUGCGCUCGAAAUACUCGCAAACGCCGAUCUGCGCCUCAUCAUACGCGGCUCAACAACGCCAACUGAGCAUCGAAACGCGCCUUCUCGUGCCAUGCAUCAUCAACACGAUUCUAUUCGUCGUCGGUCAGGUGUUCAUCUCGCAAUGCUCGAAACACGGCAAAUGGAUUAACUGGGCGGUGAUGGUGGUGUUCGCCGCCAAUUCGUUCGUCAAUCCGCUCCUCUACCUGUUCUUCAGCAGCGUCAUCCGCAAAGGUGUGCUCAGCAAUUGCCGCAAGAGCUUCUCGCUGUCGGCGAUCUACAACGACUACGAGAUGCGCUCGUCGCCGCGCUCCUCGUCGCUCGUCCUUCGCAUCAAUCAUCGCGAUUCGACGAUCACCACCAAUCUCAAUUAUCGCAUGAAUUCGUCGUGA
Molecule: messenger RNA, 1023 nt
Organism: Caenorhabditis bovis
Lineage: Eukaryota; Metazoa; Nematoda; Chromadorea; Rhabditida; Rhabditidae
Source: the annotation of a GenBank genome assembly